Molecule: messenger RNA, 507 nt
Organism: Coregonus sp. 'balchen'
Lineage: Eukaryota; Metazoa; Chordata; Actinopteri; Salmoniformes; Salmonidae
Source: the annotation of a GenBank genome assembly
GUCCAGACCCUGAACUCUGGGAAGAGGGGGGUGGUGUCAGAUGACCCAAUAGGGGAGGUCGGGAAGGAGGCAGGGUCAGAGCGGCGACAGCCCAACAAGCUCUCUAAACCCUCUGCCUUGGGAAUUCCAGAGACAGUUGAGGGUCAGGGACAGCAUCGGGCUGUGGGCACCCAUCAAAUGCCAGAAUCAGUCCCCAGAGAGAAAAGGCACCUAGAGUGGACCCAGUCUGAAGAAGAACAGGAUGACAUCUUCACAGCCAAACAGAUAAAUAACUGUAAGCUAAGGGGCAUGAGGGGGGUAAAACACUGAGCCAUCACCCAGAGCCAAGUCAGCAGAAAGAGAGGAAUGAAACAGGAGGUGCCAGAUAGUAUUCCAGUCUGGGGCAAAGCAAAGUCAUUUAACCUGGACCUCCUGAGCAGCAGAAAGCAGUCCUAUCAUGGUGAUGUGCCUAUCAGCCAGGACAUUAAAGAGAGCCUUGCUGCAGGACGAAAGAGCACUAAUAGCCAA